Pollicipes pollicipes is the source of this 1555-nucleotide messenger RNA. Its product is annotated as adenylate cyclase type 6-like. The record is from RefSeq and is a predicted model, not a curated record. NCBI's taxonomy places the organism in Eukaryota, Metazoa, Arthropoda, Thecostraca, Pollicipedomorpha, Pollicipedidae. Gene Ontology annotation, biological process: cyclic nucleotide biosynthetic process; intracellular signal transduction; adenylate cyclase-activating G protein-coupled receptor signaling pathway. Gene Ontology annotation, molecular function: adenylate cyclase activity. Gene Ontology annotation, cellular component: plasma membrane.
AUGCACGAGCCUACCCAGGAAAAGGAGGAAAUGGAGCACCUCCAGGCGUACAACAGGAAACUGCUGGCCAACAUUUUACCAGCGCAUGUAGCAGACUAUUUUAUGUCUGGGGAAAAAGGAGACGUAAGUAUUCAUUCGGCAUCAAUCUGUAAACAGUCAUCCUGCUGCAUCAUGUUUGCGUCCAUUCCGAACUUCUCGGACUUCUACGUGGAGCUGGAGGGCAACAACGAGGGUGUCGAAUGCCUCCGCCUGCUGAAUGAGAUCAUCGCCGACUUUGACGAGCUGCUCAGCGAAGAGCGCUUCAAGUACGUGGAGAAGAUCAAGUCCACCGGCUCCACCUACAUGGCCGCUUCCGGUCUGACGGAGGCGACCUGUGACCUGAAGACCUUCCGGCACGUGACGGCCAUGGCUGACUACGCGCUGCGAUUAAAGGAGCAGCUAGCCUACGUCAACGAACAUUCCUUCAACAAUUUCAAAAUACGCGUCGGUCUCAACAUCGGUCCGGUGGUGGCCGGUGUGAUAGGCAGUCGGAAGCCGCAGUACGACAUCUGGGGCAACGCUGUCAACGUGGCCAGCCGGAUGGACUCCACAGGCGUGCUCGACAAAAUACAGGUGACGGAAGAGGUUUACCGCAUCCUGCACGCGCGGGGAUACCCGCUGACGUGUCGCGGCAAGAUCGAAGUCAAGGGCAAGGGCGAGAUGGUAACCUACUUCCUGAACGACAGAUCGACGGAGCUGCUGGAAGUAGUGGCCGAGAACGUGUCCGAGGACGCGUCGUGAUCGGGUCCGGUGGCUGGCGGGCGGUGGCCGGUCGUGCGGCGCCGUCCGUCGGGUGGGCGCCGAUCGAUGAGGCGCGGAAGCGAUGUCGUCAGCAGCGCCACCCCCAGCCGGCUUCAGUGGCCGGCGCUGCCGGGGGCGGUGGCUGACCGGAGCGUCCGCGUGGUCGGCUGAAGGCGCCGCCGGCGCCGGCGCCGGCGCCCUGGGACGCCUGAGCCGAGGGCUGCCAGUGUGUCGUGACCAUGACUGCCCGCUUGACGCACAGCGCGAAGUCAGAACUGGGUGCUGUUGUUCCCCUCCGCCGCGCCCCGCUUGGUGCAAUGGUGUUAUCUAAACAAACGCUGUCACUCUUGCACACGAGUGUAUUUCCAAAGAUCGAGACUGUUUCCCGAGACCUGGGAAGGACCAGGUUUGGUGCGUCAUGCCAAGAGACCAGGGGUUUUGGUACAGCGUCGUGUUCCGAUUGUUACCCGUGUUACGCCAGCCGUCCCAGACCGGUCUUGCGCGUCAUCAAAGUGCACGUCGCAGCCGCCUGUGCGCCCUUGUGGGAAGUGAUUACUAAACUCGCACCAAUUUGCACUCGGCACUGACGAGCCAAAUGUUCACGAGACAUCCCAACCGCGCGGGAGGGGCAACAGAGGCUGUUUUGCCAGGGCGUCUCUACAUUUCACUGCUGCAGGUCAGUGCCUGUCGCUCCCUUGCUGCAGAAUACCUCCCCGGGUCAGGCAAGGAGAGAUGUAUGUACCAUGACCCUGCCAAUAAAGCCCUGAAUGUUACG